Malassezia restricta is the source of this 972-nucleotide messenger RNA. RefSeq names its product Fe-S cluster assembly protein DRE2. Gene Ontology annotation, biological process: iron-sulfur cluster assembly. The coding region runs from base 1 to 972 and encodes 323 amino acids. Gene Ontology annotation, molecular function: iron-sulfur cluster binding. The transcript has a single exon. The record is from RefSeq and is a predicted model, not a curated record. Gene Ontology annotation, cellular component: cytoplasm. NCBI's taxonomy places the organism in Eukaryota, Fungi, Basidiomycota, Malasseziomycetes, Malasseziales, Malasseziaceae.
AUGGAGAAGGUGCAAUCGACGCCACAAAGGCUUCUCCUGGUGGGAUCACUGGAGGCGGCUAAAUCUGGCGCGUAUCAAGAAGCCGUCAAAAAGUAUCAGACAGAAGGCACUGUCUUGGAGACGCAUAUGGUGGAUCGCAUCACGGAUCUCGCCUAUACGCCACCUCCCACGUCGUUUGACGCAGUCUACGUGAUGGUGCCAGCGCAGGACACUGCGUGGUCCACGCUCUUGGCCAAGCUGUACGAGUCGCUUGUGCCUGGUGCUAAGCUCAGCCUCACGCUUGUCGAUGCAGGAGCGCCUGCCACUGCCAGUGAUGCAGGGGCUCAGGUCCAGACGGAGUUGACGAUCUCGGGCUUUGCCGAUAUUCGGACGCAUGCCGAUGCCUCGAUCGAGGCUUCUCGACCUGCCGCCGCUGCCGUGUCCCACGCGCCAUCGCCGGCUGGCAACGCGGCCGGCGCCGUGCCGCUGCGCCGCAAGCCGAAAGGGGACACUUCGCGUAUGCAGAAAAAAGCGUCUUUGUGGGCAACGCAUCCAGAAACCUCGAUGGACACGGACGCCCAAUUGCAGGAGCACGCACGUAUGAUGGCCAGUGGUCCGAAGCGAGCCGACUGCACGGUCGACUUGUCUGUGCCUCGCACGCGCCGAAAGCGCGCGUGCAAAGGAUGCACCUGUGGUCUUCGCGAGCUGGAAGAAGAAGAAGAGCGCGGAGCUACGGUCGUGCAACUUGAUCCGAAUGAGGUGAAUGCGCCUGGCACGACUCGCAAGGAAGUCACCGAGACGGUCGUGGGUGCGGAUGGCACGGAGCGCCGCGUCAAGCGCAUCCAGGUUGAUACGCGUGGUGCUACAAGUAGCUGUGGCAGCUGCUUCCUGGGCGAUGCAUUCCGCUGCAGUUCAUGCCCCUUCCUGGGCAUGCCGGCGUUUGAGCCGGGUCAAAAAGUCGAAAUCCCCGUGAAUAUGGAUGACGAUGUGUGA